AUGGUUCUGAACGCCAGCAUUUUGCCGCGCUCCUUAGCCCCCAUUUUUUACGCUCACUGAAAAGGAUCUGUUGACAAGAACUAUGCAAUUGCUAGUUUAAUUCUUAUUAGAAAAUCUAUGCGAAUGGGGCAUUAAGUGCCCCCACGACAAAACAUUUGUUUGCAUGUCUUUUUUUAAUUUAUGAAAAUUUAUGCGAGCCCCACACGAAAAAAAAAAGAUCCCCUUAUCCCAUCUGAGCCAUCUCUUUACUUCUGCCGUUGAAUAACCAUCUUGUCUUCUUCUCUGCCGCAUUUUCUUGGUUUCAGACUAAGCGGACAAAGAAGGCUGGGAUUGUCGGCAAGUAUGGUAAGUCCCGAAGGACCUCUUCGCUUGGUUUCAUUUCCUUCUGUUUUCUCCAUCUCCAGCAUUUACAAGAGACUCUGGUGGGCCAUCUUGACCUUCAAAUGUCUGAACGCCUCUCCAGGUACCCGUUAUGGUGCCAGUCUGCGGAAGCAGAUCAAGAAGAUGGAGGUCAGCCAGCAUGCCAAGUAUUUUUGCGAAUUCUGUGGCAAGGCAUGCUUCUUCCACCCUUGAUUCUGUCUUCCAUUGUUCUUUCGUUGAAACCCCUUCCUUCCGUUCUCCUCCAUGCCUUGACGCCAUGAACCCAUUUCAACAGUACUCCGUCAGAAGGAAGGCUACCGGCAUCUGGCUAUGCAGGGAUUGUGGCAAGGUCAAGGCUGGUGGGGCCUACACCCUCAAGUAAGUGGUCAUCGAUUUCUCUUUCAAAGGAUCUUCUCGGAUUACCAAUAAAGGGCUUAAUCCUGGCUUCCCUUUCCUUUCUUUUUUUUUUUUUUUUUUUUCCAGUACUGCAAGUGCAGUGACCGUCAGGAGUACGAUCCGGAGACUGCGAGAGCAGGUGGAGGGCUGA
This is a messenger RNA of Spirodela intermedia, 907 nucleotides long. Lineage: Eukaryota; Viridiplantae; Streptophyta; Magnoliopsida; Alismatales; Araceae. The record is from the annotation of a GenBank genome assembly.